Rhagoletis pomonella (apple maggot) is the source of this 1568-nucleotide messenger RNA. RefSeq lists its product as uncharacterized. NCBI's taxonomy places the organism in Eukaryota, Metazoa, Arthropoda, Insecta, Diptera, Tephritidae. Gene Ontology annotation, molecular function: small GTPase binding. The record is from RefSeq and is a predicted model, not a curated record. The transcript is spliced from 6 exons. Gene Ontology annotation, cellular component: cytoplasm; kinetochore microtubule; RZZ complex. The coding region runs from base 135 to 1568 and encodes 477 amino acids. Gene Ontology annotation, biological process: protein localization to kinetochore involved in kinetochore assembly; mitotic spindle assembly checkpoint signaling; mitotic sister chromatid segregation.
AUGAAGAAAAUGAUAACGAUGAUGUCUUAGAGAUAAAUGAACAACUACGUCGUCUUGAGACGCUUGCCAUAAUUGAUCCCUAUGAGGUCAAUUCAGAAUGGUCGAAAUUCGUAUACCAUUCAAAUCUGAUUAAAAUGGUUAUUGCAUUAUUUAAGACAGAUAUGCCGGCAGCAUGCUUGAUUUGGAAACGACACACUUCUGCUUUGUUACCCCAUUUGAAUGAGAAAGAAAUUUGUCAACUUCUCAGUUUAAUACCGAGUCAUAUUGAACCCUUCAACAUAGUGCAAUGGCUGCGACAAUUCGUGCCCACUGUCAGUAAGACACAUCCAAAAUUAAUGCCAUACUUUGCCGAAUGGAGUAUACAAAAAACGAGAACAUUGCAAUACGCUGAACAUUGGCCGGAAAUUGGGUUGGAAUUUGCAACCAAAGUGGCAGAGAUAUUCGAGGAAAUACGUUUUAUGCAUUGCGAUGUACGCCGUCAGCAUGACCGCAAUAUUGCUAAAUUGCACGAUCUCGUUAAUGCGCUUCAGGAUCUGUCCGUUCUGAAAAAACGUUAUAACCUAAUAUUCACGCUGGAUAAUUAUCUAAAGGAUUCAAUCGACGAAACAGCGCUCUGCAUCUUGCAACGCGUUCAUUUGGAUAAUUUGAAAAGUCUUGUAUAUGAUUUUCUCUAUCCUAUUUUUCAAGAGAAGGGCAAAACGCCAGUGAAGGCUUUACGUCAAUAUAUUUCGCUUUUGGUAGUUAAUCGCAAUUCACUGAGCACUUGGUUAGGGCGCUCUGUGGCGUGCAUUGAUUUGCUGCACAACGAAGACGAUCGACUCGAAUGCGCGCUGCUGGUUUUGCAGCGUGCACCAGUGCCCUGGCCGGAAAUAUCAAAUCCGCUUGUAAAAUUGCGCUACUCCACACAUCCACUCGCAUUGAAAAUUAAUACAGAAUAUGAGAUACAAGUUAUAAAAAUUAUGAAAGUCAAAUACGGCUGGCCAGCAGAUAGUAAUACAGACAUUAGUUUGCCACUUUUUAUGCUACGCGUCGUUAAAAUGCAGCUGCCCGAUAUGUUGGAUGAUAUACGUUUGCUGACCAAAGCUGCGCCAGAAGUGGCAACAAGCGCCAGUUUUACUUGUUGUCAUGAGCUAGUGCGCAGCAACAAACCUGAACUUGCUUAUGAAUAUUUCAAAUUGCUCAGAGAUGAUAAGAACAUGAAGGCGUGCAUGAAGGUCAUUGAAACUUACGCGGAUAUGCUAGAGAACUGCGCGCCGCCAACUGACGACAAAGACAUGGAAGAACAAAAAAAUAUGUUGGAAUUUUUCAAAUUAAUUGUGCCGCAUGCUGCUUGCCGCAGUGUUGAACAACAAAUGCACGCCAUACAGCAACGUUUCGUGCUGUGUCACAAGUUUCGCUUGCACGUAAGCACCGUCAGUGAAUUUGUGCCGCUCUCCCAACGGUUGCAAUUACUCGAUCGUGGCUUUGAAUGCGUAAUGGAUCAAAGCCAAGCAACAGUAAAUGUGCCUGGCAAAUUGGUGCCGCCACUUCCCGACGCAGAAAACAAUUACGUACGAAAAUACAAGUAG